Messenger RNA from Tachysurus vachellii, 1719 nucleotides. It is a transcript of the gene lrrc14b, whose product is annotated as leucine rich repeat containing 14B. Gene Ontology annotation, biological process: negative regulation of cell differentiation; negative regulation of apoptotic process; positive regulation of cell population proliferation. Gene Ontology annotation, cellular component: cytoplasm. Bases 1 to 1581 code for a protein of 526 amino acids. The transcript has 3 exons. The record is from RefSeq and is a predicted model, not a curated record. NCBI's taxonomy places the organism in Eukaryota, Metazoa, Chordata, Actinopteri, Siluriformes, Bagridae.
AUGAAAAGCUUAAAAUUCUUAGCAGCAGAGGGUUUUGUUCGAAGUGGCCCAUGUGCUAUAAGGAAUCUUGGUUGCUUGUCUUAUAAUCUAUACCCAAUGCUGUUUAAGGCCAGCUACCUGCUGGAAGAGGCAGAUGUGCUCCAUAACUUGGUCAAGACGUGGCCUCUCGCUGAGCUUAAUCUACGGAGGUUAUUGGAAAAAACUCCAGACUGCCAGACAGAUCUCACUUCGCGCACUUGCAGCCUCUGUCUCAAAGCCUUGAUGAAGGGUCUGAAGGACUAUGUUCUUAAUGAAACAACUACAUACACCAAAGUUCUGAGGGUGGUGGAUCUGACCGGGCUGCAGGAUAUCGAGCACCAGACCUGUCCAUGCAGAAGCUCGCUGGGCCGCUGGGCUCGCACAGAACUGCUCACACGCAUGUGCUACGAGACGAUGGUGGCCAUGCAGGCAGAUCAGGCAGCAGCAUCAGCCUGGAAGGUGGAGGUGGAUGUCCGGCUCAACGCCUUUGUAACAGGACGAAGCUAUGAAAUGGUGACUCAGGCUCUUCUCUUGCUCAGCCACUGCCCGUUAAAGCUGCGCUGUGUGGGUUUGCGUGUGGACUCACUUCCUCUGAAGAACCUCUUCUAUUUGCUGCGCCUGGUCAACACUGAAGGCCUGUACAAGUUGGAGGUUGUGCAUAAUGUUCAUCUGGAGGCUCCACACCUGGAGGUGAUGCUGUCACAGCUUCAUUUUCCUCACCUGCGCUCGCUCACAUUACCAGCACAGGCACUGGAUGUGCGCAGACUGACUCGGGGUAAUGAGGACCUACUCACAGUGCUGGGAGAGCUGAUGAGCAAGAUGAGCGAGUUGAGAGAGCUCUACAUGGGCUUCUCGACCCUUACAGGACAACUGAGACGACUGCUGAGUCCUUUGAACACUCCACUGCAGUGUAUAGAGCUGGCUAACUGUUGCCUCAGCACUGUGGACAUGGCUUACCUGGCGAACAGCCUGCACAGUGAGUUUCUAGUAAAACUGGAUCUUAGUGGCCACGUGGUGGCUGAUCUGUUCCCCAACACCUUCCGCAAACUGCUGCAUCACUGCUCUGCUACUCUCAAGAGUCUGUGUUUGGAGGAGUGUGGCAUGUCAGAUGAGAACCUGGAACUCCUCAUUCAUGCGCUGAGACCAUGCAAUGCCAUACAAGAGCUUAAGAUUCUGGGGAACCCACUGAGCAUCGCAGCCCUGCACCAACUCUUUACAAUGCUGGCACAAGGCUAUCCAGCUCUGAGGUAUAUAGAGCUGCCAGUACCUCGUGACUGCUACUCUGAUAAUGUAACCUACCCACUGGACGAUUCCACACUGCUGAGUUAUGAUAGAGAGAAGUUCCACCAAGCCAGAAGCGAACUGGUGGCCAUUCUUGGACAAGCUGGAAAAGGACAUGUUGAAGUAUGCACACCGCUGCACGGUGUCUAUGAUCCCGACAUCCGUGAGACAAGCAACGAGCUAGGGGUUUCUAUGGUGCGCUCUUUUAACACAGUCAUAGGGAACUUUAUACACACUGUGGCGAGCGUGACUGAACGGAGAGAAAAUAGUCUAAAUGAGUGAGAUCACAAAACAGAGGUUUAUUGUCCUAUUCAAAACAUGGGAAAAGACUACAGUGCCAGAAGGAGGAAAAAAAACACCUAAGAAAAGUUAGGAAAAAGUAAAUUACUUAAUAUAUACAGUUGUUCUCAAAUGUUUGCA